AUGUCCGAAUCAAAGGAACUAAAAAUUAAUGAAUUUACCAAAGAAAAAUAUAUUAAAAUGACGAAUAAAACCAAACAAAUGCCUAUUGAAAAUGAACUUUUGAACUCACUAAACAUUAAAAUUGAUACUAUCAAUGAAAGCGUGGUUGGUCUUUUUGAAUAUAUCCUUCAAAGGUUAGCAGACUUUGAUAAAAGAAUUCAAGAUCUUGAGGAGGCGAAUCUUAACCGAAUUGCUAGUCACUCUGCUGGAUUAGACGAAUGUUCCAAUCUUAAAACUACUUCGGACGAACCUAAUUCAAUUCACAUUGAUGAAUUUCUUGAAAACCUUAAUAAAAGAAUUCAAAAUCUUGAGAUGACAAAUCUUAACCCUAACAAUCCAUAA
Dentiscutata erythropus is the source of this 381-nucleotide messenger RNA. The record is from the annotation of a GenBank genome assembly. NCBI's taxonomy places the organism in Eukaryota, Fungi, Glomeromycota, Glomeromycetes, Diversisporales, Gigasporaceae.